This is a messenger RNA of Tripterygium wilfordii, 771 nucleotides long. Its product is annotated as thaumatin-like protein 1. The coding region runs from base 1 to 771 and encodes 256 amino acids. The record is from RefSeq and is a predicted model, not a curated record. The transcript has a single exon. Gene Ontology annotation, cellular component: extracellular region. Lineage: Eukaryota; Viridiplantae; Streptophyta; Magnoliopsida; Celastrales; Celastraceae. Gene Ontology annotation, biological process: defense response.
AUGGAAUCUCAAACAGUAAUCCUUCCACUAGCAAUAUUAUUGGCCAUUCUCUUCCAGUCUGCAGGGGCUUAUGCAGCAACGUUCACGAUCAAGAACAAUUGUCCGUUCACAGUUUGGCCAGGAAUCCUAACCGGUGGUGGAAAGCCUCAGAUAACUACCACCGGCUUCGAAUUACUCUCCAAAGCAUCAAAAACCAUUGACAUCACAGUGUCAUGGUCCGGUCGUUUCUGGGGCCGAACCGGCUGCACCACUGACGCCACUGGAAGGUUAGUUUGCGCCACAGGAGACUGUGCCUCGGGACAAGUCACAUGCAACGGUGCUGGUGGAAUUCCACCAACAUCGCUAGCGGAAGUCUUCCUGGCGGAAAAAGGGGGUACGGAUUUCUACGAUAUAAGUCUCGUCGACGGCUUUAACGUGCCAGUUUCGAUCAGUCCACGAGGCGGGACCAAACCGAGUGGUGGUCCGUGCGUGUCAACAAGCUGUGGUGCGGACGUGAAUGCGGGGUGUCCACCGGAAUUGGCUGUUAGAGGCCAUGGUGGAGGUGUAAUUGCUUGCAAGAGUGCUUGCACUGCUUUUAAUAAACCGCAAUAUUGUUGCACUGGGGCGUAUGGUUCACCGCGGACUUGCCAUCCUUCCCAUUAUUCUCUGUAUUUUAAGGGAAAGUGUCCUGAGGCUUAUAGUUAUGCUUAUGAUGACCCUACUAGCACUUAUACCUGCGUUGGUGGUACUGCUAACUAUGCUAUCACCUUCUGUCCUAAAAAUUUUCAUUGA